AUGAAAUCAGCCAGCCCGAGGGAAGACCACCUCCUGAAAAACUCAGACGUCUCUGCAGUCGAAUCCCUUGUGGCAGGCUCCAUCUCAGGUGCCGUGGCGAGGGCCAUCACUGCUCCGUUGGACACGAUCAAGAUCAGAUUACAGCUUCUGCUCACGCAUGACAAGAAUAGCACGUUAUCCCUGACUGUGAAGAAGCUUCUAAGAAGGGAGGGCGUCACGGCGUUGUGGAAGGGAAACGUCCCUGCCGAGAUCCUCUACGUCUUGUACGGCGCAUCUCAAUUCACGUCAUACUCCAUGCUCAACAACGGCCUUCGUGACCUUCAGGACUCGCUGGGCUUUUCCAUGAGUCGACUGCUCCAUACAUUUACUGUGGGCUGCGGUGCUGGCUUGGCAAGUACCGUGUUGACAUACCCUUUCGACAUGCUUCGAACAAGACUAGCCGCCAGCGAGGCUAAACAGUUCUUGUCCAUGUCAAGAGUCGCCAAGGACAUCUACAGGGACAAAGGCGCUUUGGGUUUCUUUGCAGGAAUCCGGCCCUCCCUCCUUUCGAUCGUUGCCUCUUCAGGCCUCUUCUUCUGGUCGUAUUCCCUUGCCAGAAGCACUACAGACAAAAUCCACGAACAAUUCGGGUACCGCAUUUGGGGCGUUGAAGCCGUCUGUGGCUUCAUUGCAGGCUCUACAGCCAAGGCCAUCACAUUUCCCUUGGACACCCUACGAAAACGAAUGCAAAUCUCACACGAGCGGAAUGGCUUCAGAGUAUUCAGCGCAAACUACAGAAACCACGGCUUAUUUGGGUUUUACCGUGGUUUCCUCGUGUCGCUCAUGAAGACAGCGCCUACAAGUGCCAUUUCAGUCUUCGUCUACGAGUACUCCAUUAGCGCUACCAGAAAAGCCCGCAUCCUUCUCUAA
Molecule: messenger RNA, 909 nt
Organism: Candidozyma duobushaemuli
Lineage: Eukaryota; Fungi; Ascomycota; Pichiomycetes; Serinales; Metschnikowiaceae
Product: thiamine transporter
Exons: 2
Coding region: 1-909 (302 amino acids)
Biological process (GO): thiamine pyrophosphate transmembrane transport
Cellular component (GO): mitochondrial inner membrane
Molecular function (GO): thiamine transmembrane transporter activity
Source: RefSeq, a predicted model, not a curated record